UUUUCAGAUCCUACCCACUCUCAUCACUUAGCCCCCUCGUGUAACCCGCGCAUGCGCGGCGCAGUUCCUCUUUCAUUCGUUGCACAGUGAGAGCGGAGGAGCUGCAGCAAGAGAGCAAGCAGGCUAUAAGAUACAGCUGAUAUCCAUAUACCGCAAAUACACAACAACUGGACUGCACACAGCUGACAUAGCAAAGUCACCAAUAUUAAAAAAAAAUACUUGACUUUGUAAAGCUUGGACAUUCAGCAGCACAUAUAGAGCCCAGCUUGGGUGUAAUAUAGCUGAUCCUACGCACUCCCGGCAGUAGAAACGGACUGCACGAUCUGGAACACGGCGCACACACAACACUGUACAACGGACAGCACCAAACUGCCCGUAACACGCCCUUUGUAUCGCAGCACAGCGCCGCUGCUAGCACAGAUCACAGACCCCUGAUAGCACCAUGCCUGAUCUCAUCAGUGUAGGGGAGUUUAUAAUGGAGACGUUGGAGGACCACAGCUCCCCUACCACAUCCUCCUUUACCACCAGGAUGAGCAGCUGCAGGAACGCGGUGGGCAGUAUAGAGGAGGCGCUGGACGCUGACCGAACUGUUCUCAACAAGAUGAAAAAAGCUGCCAAAGCCAAGCACAGUGCAGGAGAAGAGCACAUCACACACCUAGAAGUCUAUAUUGCAACUUUGGAAAAGCUCUCGCUAAAUUGCCGGGACAAUGGAGAGGAAGCUCUGAGUAACGCUUUCAAUGCUUUUGCUGAGCUAUCAAAGGAGCUGUUGCCACCGAUAAAAAAUGUGCUGCAGAGCUUUAAUCACAACAUUAAUUACUUUCUAAACUCGCUGGUUAAAGGAGAUCUGAAGGAGGUGAAAGGGGAUUUAAAGAAGCCUUUUGAAAAAGCUUGGAAGGAUUAUGAAAACAAGUUUGCUAAAAUUGAGAAGGAGAAGAGAGAGCUUGCAAAGCAGUAUGGGAUGGUGCGCAAUGAGGUGGCAGGAGGCGAAAUCGCUGAGGAGCUGGAGAAAGAGCGCAGGAUGUUCCAACUCCAGAUGUGUGAAUAUCUGAUAAAAGUGAAUGAGAUCAAAACCAAAAAAGGGGCAGAUCUUUUGCAGAACCUCAUCAAGCAUUACACUUCCCAGUGCAACUUUCUGCAGGAAUGUUUGCAAGCCACCGAAAAACUGAAAUCCUACAUUGAGGGUCUGACCACCGAACUGCAAAUUAUCAAGAGCAGACAGGAGGAGGAGAAGAAGCAGCUGUGUUCUCUGCGGGAUCUACUCAAACCUACACUGCAGAUAGAACCUAAAGAGGAUUCAAUCAGUAAACAGUUGGUGUACAAUAUGCAUCAGCUGCAAGGCAACAUGCAGUAUGGUACUGAAAAGCAUGGCUACCUGUACAAGAAGAGUGAUGGGUUAAGGAAGGUUUGGCAGAAGAGAAAAUGCUCAGUCAAGAAUUGUUACUUGACCAUUGCGCAUGGAACGCCUAACCGCCAACCAGCUAAAUUAAAUCUGUUGACGUGCCAAGUGAAGCCUAAUAUGGAAGACAAGAAAUGCUUUGAUCUCAUAUCCCAUAACCGGACCUACCAUUUCUUGGCAGAGGAUGAUCAAGACUGUGUUGCCUGGAUCUCUGUACUAACUAACAGCAAGCAGGAAGCUCUCAACAUGGCAUUCUCUGAAGUGCGUCCCAGCGAGGAGAACAGCAUAGAAGAUCUGACUAAAGCCAUUAUUGAAGACAUGAAACGUAUGCCCGGGAACAGUGUGUGUUGUGACUGUGGAGCACCAGAUCCAACGUGGCUAUCUAUUAAUCUGGGUAUCCUAACGUGUAUUGAAUGCUCUGGGGUUCAUAGAGACCUUGGCGUCCAUCACUCCCGUAUUCAGUCACUCUCCCUGGACAAACUUGGUACCUCUGAGCUCUUGCUAGGCAAAAAUGUUGGUAACUCCGGGUUUAAUGAUAUUGUGGAAGCCAACCUUCCAUCUCCAGCAGUCAAACCUACUAUAGACAGCCCCAUGACCACCAGAAAGGACUUCAUAAAUUCUAAGUAUGUGCACUGGCUGUAUACGAAAAGAAGCAACACACACCCAGUGGCACGGCUGCACGAACUUCAGGACGCAGUCCGUUUUAAAGACAUUUAUGCACUGAUCCAGGCUUAUGCUGAAAAGGUUGAUUUAACGGAGACUCUGCCUCAACCAGCACAGGAGGCUGGUGAGACCAUUCUGCAUUUGGCGGUUUUACUGUCAGACCGGACUUCACUACAUAUCGUAGACUUUUUGGUACACAACAGUGGAAAUCUAGUUAAGCAGACAGUCCGAGGUAACACCCCUCUCCAUUACUGCAGCCUGUACAACAAAACGGAGAGCAUCAAACUCUUCCUGAGAGCUAAAGUUAAUCUAAAGAUAAAAAAUGAAGUUGGGGAAACUGCGCUGGAUAUCGCAAAACGACUUAAGCAUUCUCUUUGUGAAGACCUGCUGCUGCAAGCUCAGAACAAUCAAUUCAACAUGCGUGUCCACGUGGAGUAUGAGUGGCGAUUACGGCAGGAUGACAUGUAUGAAAGUGAUGAUGAUCUUGAUGAAAAGCUGGGCCCUGUUAAGAAGGAGAGAACUCUACGCCCUUAUAGUUGCUUCCAGUCACCCAGUAUUCAGUUACCAGACAGAGGAACUCCCAUAUCAUUUUUAAGACGUGCCUCUCAGGUUUCUCAAGACCUACGCUAUGAUGCAGGUGGAGGACAAUCAUGUACUGAAAAUGCAGUAACUCCAACAACUCCAUUUACACCCCCACUGCCACCACGCAAUCCUAUCAGAGCACCCAAUGUACCCCCACCACCUCCUCCUGCCAGCCCCUCACCUGUUCUCAAAAAACUGCCUGCCACACCUCCACUGACUACAAAGCACAAAAGAGCCCUCUCCGAGCCAGCACCUAUCAUCCCACACAGCCCAUCCAGCCUAAGCAACCUUCAUUUUGAUUAUGGUUCCUCCUGCACUUCUCCAUCCAAAUUUCUCCAGUCAGACAUUGUAUCCAGGAGACCCAGUAUCGGAUCUCCAAAACUCAGCAGUCUUCAUGAAGUGCCAGAAAUCCCACCAAAAGUUGAUUAUAGGACAGAGUUAUUUUCAAAAUCGGGAAACCAAAGAUCUACUCAUAGUAAUACAUCUCCUGGAUCAUCUGUGCAAGAAGUCUACCAUGUCACAACCCCUAGCCAGGAGCCGCCUCUACCAAUGCCGCGGCGGAUGAGUCUUAGCAAACCAAAGCUCCGUCGGGUGAAGGCACUAUUUGACUGCACAGCUGAUAGAGAAGACGAGCUCACAUUUAGUAUAGGAGAAAUUAUUGUAGUGACAGAAGAAGAGGAUCAGAACUGGUGGAGCGGCUACAUUGAUGGGCAGCUACACAGAAGAGGGGUUUUCCCAGCAUCCUUUGUGCACAUCUUGACCGACUAAAUAAAACAAGCACAGCCACUUGGACAUAAUGUCAACCAAGAAAGCAGAAAAACAGAAAAAUUGCAUUGUUUGGAUGAAAGCUUUUAAUUGGUUGUAUAUAAUGUUGAGACAGUCCUUUACACCCUCUGUAUGGACCAGGCAGUGAAUUCACUGCUGUAGUGGCACAAGGUGGUAAAUGGAACAAUUUCAACUCCAUAGAUCAACCUGCUUAUAGACCUUCUAAUGCUAGGGACCACACCAUCAUCAUUAAAUCUGUGACUCAACCUUGUGUUAUAUAACAGAGUUAAAAUGGCUCAAUAGACAUGCAUUAUAUGCUUGUGCUGUGCCUUGUAUUGCAAAUAGCUUUUUCUUAUUUUUACAAACCUAAUAUUAUCGUGUCUGCUUAGCUGCUAAUUUACAAUCUAUACAGGACACAACUUGGGGCAGUUGUGUCUACAAUAGUAGCAGUGAAAAACAGAAGGUGGAAUACCCUGUUGUUAGUGUAAUAUGACUAUUAGUGUGUAAUCAGUGCCCAAACUUACCUGCCAUCAAACAAGCAGGUUCACAAUUAACAAUUAUUACAUUCACAACAUAGCAUCUCUAUGUUAAAUUCUGGAAAAUAUCACAAAAUAAACCUGCAACUUUGUCUUUCAACAACUAUUGUACAACAAUAUUUAAAGAUGAUGAUAAAAGUGACCAUCUUUCUUUUAUACCCACUUAAAUACCGAGUUGCUCUGUCUUUUUUACAUUGCAUAAAAAAUGUAAUUGGUAUUUGGGAGGAACUACCUAUGAAGGAGAUGGAGCAAACAGAGGUAAACUACUAUAGAAGCAUAGACAUAAUCCAGCCCCAAUGCUUUUUCAAAAUAUUCAGCUAAACCAAACAAAAGGCCUAAAUUGCAUACCUUAACUGAAGCAGUAGGAGUAUAAAUAUUAAAGUAGCUCUAUUUUUUAUUUCUGUAAACAGUUGUGGUGUUCACGAAAUUGACAAGAAAAUCAGUAUCUGGAUAAUAAAUCACCUGCAUCCCUAUGAUAAAGUAAUGCACUCUAGAAGAAACAGCUGACACAAUCUACUUUUUACUAGGAAAUAUUAGCUUAUGAAGGCAUGUGUUUAUUACAUAGAAUCAAAUACUGUAGGUGAAAUAUAUGAAAUGCAAUGUCUUCCUUUUAUACUUUGAAUUUUGUGCCAGGCAGGGGUGGUGAAAGCUGAUUGUGAAACUAAUAAGUGGCUUAUUGACAUAUGGUUUUUACCAGUAACGAAAAUUCACAGGCUGACACCGACCUAUGGCUGGGAUAAAGUAGUCCCACAGCUGUACUUCUGGUCCAGAGGACGACAGUAACUGGAAUCUUUGCUGUAGAUUCAGUUUAGGCUGCUAUCCCACAUAUUGAUCUUGCAUAAUACACACAUGGUGAUUGUUAUUUAUGCAUUUAGAAUGACUAUUAAAUAUUGGUUCUAUGGUAAUUUUAAUAAACAGUAGUAGCUUUAUUAUGCUUUGUUUCAUUCGCUGUAUGUUUGCUUUUUCAUGUUUUCUCUUUUCUGCAAUCUGUUAUUUUGUACCAUGUAUCAGAUUCAGUUAGCCAUCUACCAUGCCAAAUGAGUAGAUUUCUCUGUGAGCUCAGAAUUAUUACAUAACACUGCUCGUUUUGUAAAUAAACAUACACAAAGAACUAAACUUAUAGGCCCUACACACUGGCCGAUUUUCUGAAAGAUAUGAACGAUCUCGUUCAUAAAUGAACGAGAACUCGUUCAUAUCUUUCAGUGUGGAGACUCCAGCGAUGAACGAUGCGCGGCCCCGCGCUCGUUCAUCGCUGGUCUCCCGUCGGCUGUGCAUGCAGGCCAAUAUGGACGAUCUCGUCCAUAUUUGCCUGCACUUCAAUGCAGCCGCGUGACGGGGGGAGUGAAGAAACUUCACUCCCCCCGUCACUGCCCCCCCGCCGCCGGGUCGCUCGUCGGCCGUAUCCACCGUCGGGCAGCUCGGCGGCGGGUCGGCCAGUGAGUAGGGCCCCUUAGUUCACCAACGGUUUCACUGUCACAGAAUGGGUUACUACAAAAGGCUACUAACCAAUAUUAUUGGGGGUGGGGGUUUAUAGCAAACACCUAAUACAUCUGUUGGCUCAGGCACAAAAUGGCCAUUCAAAUUGGAACCACUAGUGAGCCCCAAGAUUAUGUCCACUCAGCAGAAUGAGGUCCUAAAAAUGUUAUAUAGUCCACAUUACAUGCCAAACACAGCGCUCAGUCAUCUUUAACUUGUGCAUUAUCAUCUAAUUAAAAAUGUAUGUAUAUUGCAUAUAUUAAUGUGGACUUGGCUGUGUAACACAGACUUUUUAUGUACCAGUGCCAAAUAAAUCACCCACUUUUUAUAAAAAUAAAGUUCACUUCUGUACUGCCCUACGCACAAAUAAACUUUGGUACUAUGGGAUACAAGACCAUUUUGAAUAUAAUUUUAUUUUUAAAGUAUGAAGGAUGACCUGUUUUCUAGAAUUACUCAAAAACCUGUUUUGUAUCCACCAAUCAACUGCUCUUUUAGUGUAGCUUUUCAAUAUUAAAUUUCUUAUUUAAUGAAAAUCUAAGUGUAAAACGGUCAAUGAAGCAUGUGGUGUUUAUGUAUUUACACAUAUCAGAAAACACUGCCUUUUAUCUACAGUUUUCUUCAUUUUAAAUGGUUAGAGAAACUAGAACAGUAAUAUACUACCUAUGUCAGUGCUAAACCUCCUGAUUUAUAAACUGGUUGCUCAGAAGUUGUGCAAUAUAUGAAGAAAGAUCUGAUAUCCUUAGAAGGUCUGUGUUUACACUUAUCCCUUACAAACGCAGUGACCAAGAGAUUUUAUCACGUUGUUUUAGCGGCAGCCAUCUUGGAAGGAUAAAUUAAUGUGAUCUAUAUAGUGAGGAGAAAGGGAUGCUUGCAGUGUAUUCAUUGACUACAAACAAUGAAGGCUACUGUUCUGUGGUCUGUGCCAAUACUCAGAAAAUAGGUUUACUAGAAAUGAGAUGUCACUGGUCUUUAAUGAACUGUAUACUCAUGAAUAUUGAUGUCAUUCCUAAAAGUCUGCUUAGGUGAAAGGUAAUAUUUAUCAUAAGAACCGAGAUCUUAUUAAAAGAGGCAAGUAAUAGUGUUUUAUCACUUGAAAUUUACACAUUUUAUUAGAUAUUAUUGCAGUAUCUAACUUCUGCAUUUUUUUCUGUUCAAUCUAUUAUAUCUGUGUAGUGGAUUUAGUGGUCAGAAUUAGAUUUUGGUUGAAGGAGUGCUAUAGAUUAAAGAAGAUGUUGGACUGGAACCAGCAUACUUACAGUGUGCUAAGAAGCAUGUUCCUUUUGCUGCAUAAUCAUCACUAAUUUUGGCAAUAAUUAGGGAUUACUAUUUCACAGUGUAGUUGAAUUAUGGCAGCUAGAUGUUUCCAUGUUCCACGUAGGCACAGGGUCUGAAGGCACACUGCAUUAAAGGGACACACAAAAUAUACAGUACCUUUCCCACCAUCAAGCUUAGACAUGUUUUGCAAUUUACUGGCUAGAAGAUUAUGUUUUAUGUUUCUUUAUGGAGGUUUCAGGCAAUGAGAGAUAAAUGAAAGUGUGGUGCCACUUUUCCUCCUGUGCCCUGUAUUUGCUGUACAUAGACUUGUGCAAAUAAUCAUAGAUCAGGUAAUAUAUAUCUCUAUUUAUGCAAAAAUGCUUAAAUUGCCAAGAAAAAAAAUAAUAAACUAACGAUUGUAUCUACAAA
Molecule: messenger RNA, 7101 nt
Organism: Pseudophryne corroboree (corroboree frog)
Lineage: Eukaryota; Metazoa; Chordata; Amphibia; Anura; Myobatrachidae
Product: arf-GAP with SH3 domain, ANK repeat and PH domain-containing protein 2-like
Exons: 28
Coding region: 443-3409 (988 amino acids)
Biological process (GO): positive regulation of GTPase activity
Cellular component (GO): cytoplasm
Molecular function (GO): protein binding; GTPase activator activity
Source: RefSeq, a predicted model, not a curated record